Messenger RNA from Paramuricea clavata, 978 nucleotides. The record is from the annotation of a GenBank genome assembly. NCBI's taxonomy places the organism in Eukaryota, Metazoa, Cnidaria, Anthozoa, Malacalcyonacea, Plexauridae.
AUGGCAAAAGGCAAUUACUGCAAGAGCUUAUUUGAUGAAGUCAAAUGUACUAGAUCAUAUUGGAGCUUAAUUAAAACAGCGACGGAAGUUAAAAAGCGAAACAUCUGUGAUAUUAGCAAAUUAGACGGUUCAUUAACCAACAGUGACAAGGAGAAAGGAGAGGUAUUAAAUGAGUAUUUUGCAGAUGUUUGGGAAAGGCUUGCUCAAAACCUCCUGCAAGGUAACCAACUAAACAUUUACCCUGUGAAUAAAGUAACUCCAACCGUUGCGAAUAUAGAGAAUAAUACAUGGGUGUGCGGAACUACCAGAUAUAUUUCGAGUGUUAAACAUGAUACCUCACGAGUGAGCGCAGCGAACGAGUGAGAUAUCAUGUUCAACAUGCACGAGAAAUAAAUCUGGUAUUUCCAAGCACACAUGUAUUUUUUUGUUUAUUAUAUAAACAAAAUUCAAUGAAAAACAAUAAAACGUCCGUGGCAAUGCGUUUUACAACAAAUGAUAUUUUCACACGUAAAAAUGUCGUAUUUUUUAAGUGUGUUUAAAUACGAUUUUUCUCAGUGGCCAAAAACUCUAUAUAACACUUAUGUUUAUAUAAUAAAUUGAGAUAACACAGGUGCUGGUUUGUCAAGAAAUAUCCAAACUUAAACCAAACAAAGCAACAGGCCUUGAUAACAGUCGGAAACUGUUAAUGCUAGCUGGUGAAUCUGUGGUGCCCUCGUUAACGUUCAUUUCUAAAAUCAGCGCGCAUACAAAUUCAGACCCAGAAAAAUUGAAGAAAAGAAUUCUAAUGUUACAGCAGUUUAUAAGAACGAUGACGAAGCGGAAAAAGGAAACUAUCGCCCUAUUUCCAUACUUUGUAUCCCUGCAAAAAUAUUGGAAACUUGUUUUGCGAAUGCAAUGAUUAACCAUCUUGAGGUCCACAACCUAAGCAGUAACCACCAAUGGGCAUAUAAAAAAGCCACUCAACAGAGUUGUUGUUAA